ACUGUGCGAUCGUCUAUCAACUGCCUAUCGAUAUAUCAAUUCAAGAUUCUACAAAUUAUUUUCAUUUCUGAUGAUCUUUUCAAUUUCUAAUUUACGCAUGCGUUUUGGUUUAUCGGCGCUCGAACAGAGAUCCGCCGCCAUCUAGUAGAGUAAAACGUAAGUAAAGCAAUAAAAAGGGCAAAAAGGAAAACAACCAAAUAGGUUAGAAGAGUUUGUUUACUUUUGAAGAAAAAAAGCCAAUAAUCUAAAAAGUUACUGCAAUUGCAUCGUUGUUCAAACAGUAAGGAUAGCAAUAAUUGAAGCGAUUUCGUGUUCAGUUAUGGCAAAAGUUGCAUCCUACAAUCAGUAAAUUGAUGAAAAAACAGUAUUGCCAUAUUUCAUAUCAAUACUGUAAGCUAUGAAAAUUCGAAUAAACAUUCUGCUGUGGUAUAUUAUAUUGAUUGUAAAACAAUAUUGACUCGAAGGAAAUGAAAUGAAAAUAAAUAACGGCGAUGGCUGGUGGACGUCGAUGGACUGGAGGACGUAAUGUGACGAAUACGCGGUUGCCAGUAAGCAAUGCUAAUAAUGCAGUAUCUACAGCAAACUCAUGUCCAGCUUCUCAAUACAGCAGUAUCGAUGAGAAAAAGAAUCUUGGAGAUUCAUUGUCGUAUGGGCGCACACCAGCACCAAAGCAUGUCCCUAUACCAACUAUUCCGACCGAUGGACAGCUCCACUUUGAAGUUCUUUCCCUUUGCACAUGUCUUGUUGCUUCUUCGUUACAAUUUCUCAAUUUGUACAGGACUGUCUGGUGGUUGCCACAGUCAUACAAUGAUUACAGUAUGAACUCUUAUUUGAUAGAUCCAUUUCUUAUAAUAUUUAUUAUAACUAUGGCGUCCAGGCAAUUUUUUUAUGCACUGUUGUGUAAAUAUUUGGAGAUUAUUGCAUCACCUCGGCUAGCGCCAAUUGCUCAAAGAGUAACGAGGAUAUUUCUUUUAAUUAUUAUUAUAUUUAUUCUUGUUUGGUGUCUGUACCACAUGAGUGAGAGACAUAAUUCUAUCAAAGUUUUUUACCUUUGCUACCCCAUAUCUGUCUAUUUUUUAAUGUUUGGAGUUCAUAUAGGACCUUUUUUUGACACAUCCACUGCUCCAUUGUACAUCAAAGAAGACAGGAAAACUAAAUUUAUAUUAGACAAACCACUUCACAACUGUUCAUUGAAUGCUGCAGCAAUUAGGGCAGAAGUGGCAAGUUUAAAAUCAGAUUUUAAUCAUAGAUUGAAGAGGGCUCUAUUUACUUCUUCUGGAAAUGCUUACCUGUGUGGUGUUGCACCUGUGAUAUUUGUUCCUCAACAAUUACAUUUUGAUCUUACCUGGAUUGUACAGCACAUUCUUAUGAUUUGGCUUGGCAGUGUGGGUACUCAUUUCACCCAAACAUUUCCAGUCAGGUAUUGUGAUGUUUUGCACCGAAGUGCACUUCAUCUAGGUAAGUGGACAAAGGUUGAUAACAAAUAUGCCCACUUGAGUGCGCAACCCUGGAAUGAUGCUGUUUUAUGGUCUCAUGGAUCGGUAGUAAGAUACAAUAAUAAAGUUUAUCGUUCAGAGGGCCUGUGUACAACGGCUGAACCAGGAAAUUCAAGUCACUACAGAUUUUAUAUAUUAUUUGGGAACCCCAUUGUUCUACAGUCUUCGUUACUUGCCUUGGUUUUUGGGCUUGUUCUCAGUCAGCUUAUAAUACUGUUUCGAACAACAGAGUGGUACAAGAUAUUGUCCAUGAGUCUUUUGGUAGUAACAAAUUACAAUACACUCUUCAGGCUGACAAGAGACUACUUUGUGUGUUGGAAGGUUUAUCGUGCAGAGCAAAUAAUACAAGAGAAAGCGCAAGUUGCAUUGUCAAACAGCUCUCAAUAAAUACAAAGG
Phymastichus coffea is the source of this 1892-nucleotide messenger RNA. Its product is annotated as transmembrane protein 39A. Gene Ontology annotation, cellular component: membrane. The record is from RefSeq and is a predicted model, not a curated record. Bases 492 to 1883 code for a protein of 463 amino acids. Lineage: Eukaryota; Metazoa; Arthropoda; Insecta; Hymenoptera; Eulophidae. The transcript has 6 exons.